UCUAAGCCGCCAUUAUUCUCCAGCUUGAUAGCAGCUAGCUGUUUGACGAGCCGCUUAAAUAUCAUCCGUAUUUGGAGGAAAAUACUGUUUUUAUCUGAGCAAACUGCAUUUAGAACGCUGUGUAGUCAAGUGGAGACUCAUUCGAAGUUGAAAGUUUUGGGAUAUCUCUAUAUAUUUUUUUUCCUUUCAAGACUCGUGCAUUCAUUUCGGUAUAAAGAUAGACGUGUUGCAGGGCCGCCAUUUUUUUUGUUACUCAAGUCUGGGAGGAGAAGAUAGCCAGCUCGCUAGCUGGUUGGGUCACACGCAGAGAGAAACCUGUUGUGAAAUAUUUCGUGGACUUUAAUGGACGCGGCUGCCUUGUCCGAGUCCUCAGCGUGAUGUAGACGCGUUUCUGGACGUGUUAUGGCGACCGUUUCUCGGUGGUGAGGCGGCUAACUGGCUAACGCGCUAUAUUGUUUGGUAAACUGGGUUAGCUUUACUGACUGCUUUUAACAUUGGUUCGCGGAAGAAGGAACGAAAAAGCGGAACUUGAAUGGCGGAUUCUCGGUUGGUGUCGAGUUUAUAAGAGCGGUUUUAUUGUAUUAAAAAUUAACCGGUGAAACGUUUAGCUCUUGCGUCUUCUGGGUAGAAAAAAAAGAAGCGUAGCUUUAGCAAUGCAACAAAGUUAGUGUGGGUCGCAGCCUGUCAGGUUUCGGAUCAGAGCGGUGCAACUGAAACCUCGCUUGGUUUUAAUUUAUUGCAUAUUAGUAGCAUUUAUCGAUCAGUUCGAGCUUAUUUAUUUGAGUGCAGUCAUGUCGUCAGCGCGGUUCGAUUCAGCCGACCGGAAUAGUUGGUAUUUCGGCGGUCUGUCCCGGCAGGAGACUCAGAGCCGGUUACAGGGACAGAGACACGGCAUGUUCCUGGUUCGAGACUCGUCCACAUGUCCCGGAGACUACGUGCUGUCCGUGUCCGAGAACUCCAAAGUGUCCCACUAUAUCAUUAACUCAUUACCCACCAAGAGGUUCAAAAUCGGUGACCAGGAGUUUGAGAACCUGCCAGCGCUUUUAGAGUUCUACAAGAUCCACUACCUGGACACGACCACACUGAUCGAACCUGCUCCCAGGUUCCCCAGCACGACUUUAACUGGCGGCCCUGUUCAGCCCAUUGGCGGCCUCGGUGAUGAGAAUCUGGAGUAUGUGCGGACUCUUUAUGACUUCACUGGCAGUGACGCUGAAGAUCUUCCUUUCAAGAAGGGCGAGAUCCUGAUUAUCCUGGACAAGCCUGAGGAGCAAUGGUGGAGCGCAAAGAGCAAGGAGGGCCGUGUUGGAAUGAUCCCUGUCCCCUAUGUAGAAAAGAUAGUUAGGCCAUUGCCUCACACUGGGACGGCUGGCCACGGUUCACGCAUCUCAAACAGCUACGGCAUCCCCGAGCCUGCACAUGCUUACGCUCAGCCUCAGACGCCAUCGCCCCUGCCUCCCGGCACACCCGGUGCUGUCAUCAACCCGCUACCCUCCAUGCAGAAUGGGCCUGUCAUGGCCAGAGCCAUUCAGAAACGAGUCCCUUGUGCAUAUGACAAGACUGCCUUAGCACUAGAGGUGGGUGACAUUGUGAAGGUGACCCGGAUGAACAUCAGCGGUCAGUGGGAAGGCGAAGUGAACGGCAGGAGAGGCUUGUUUCCUUUCACCCAUGUUAAAAUAUUGGAUUCCCAAAACCCGGAUGAGAGCGAAUAACGUGGGCGGUGCCCCAUCAGCGCACUUCUCGACCUGCUGGCUGUCCUGCCGUCGUCACCACCAGAAUCGCACUUGCCUGCUUGAGGCUCUACCACAGAGCGCAUCUCUCAAGCGAACCAUUUGCGUGGCUUCUGACUGUUUACAGCUCCAAACUCAUAGUUCCUAAUCCCUUUUUGCUGGUAUAAAUUCCCAAAUUGGUGGGUUUUUUUUUUUGGGGUCUGCUCGACUGUCCUUGUGCCAAGGUGAGGUGCGAGUACUCUGGCUUGUCACGCCUAGUCUUUCUCGCCUGUCUUUGUCUUAUUCCCCCUACCCCCACAUUGACUAAGACUGUCUCACUGAAAAAGCAAGUUUUCAAAAUGACAAGCGGAUUAAAAUAAAACUGCUCGUCUUGCCUCACCCCCUUCCCCUUCCCCUAGUGAGACUGACUGCUUGCUCCCUUGCUCUGUGUGUGUGUGUGUGUGUGUGUGUGUGUGUGUGUGUGUGUGUGUGUGAGUGAGAGAGAGAGAUAUGUAAGCAGUCCUAAUCGACCCUGAUUGAGGCUUCAGUCUCUCCCUGGUAGGUUUCUUUAGAGUGCCGAGCAACAUAUGAAUUUAUUAUUAAUUCAUGAUGCAUCUCAGAAGCAGACUUUUGUGUGAAACUAGUCUCCAGCUGUAGCCUUUUUUGAUUUGUGCCAUGAUAAUGCACAAUGUGUAAAUAUCAGGUGUAGUGUGUGAGAAAUGGUUGUGGCUUUAGAACAGUGAAAAUAGGUUACUCUGGGAGGCUUCUUCAGUCCACUUCUGAUUAAUCCCAGUGAUAUGAGGUGUUAGGUUUGCGCCUGAUCUGUACUUUUUUUUUUUCUCGUACUGAUGUGAGCAGGAGUGUUUGCACACGGCAUCAUGAGGAAGCAUGCUUUGCUGGUUGGAUUUGGUCUGUGAUUUAAUGCUGCUCUCUGCUUUGCUUUUGUUUCCACUGAGCUCAACCCGUGUUGUCAUUUAGCUGAUUUUUGCACAUUGGCAGUUAUCAUUUGUAAAUGAUUUAGUGUUAGUAGCGUUCAGACUCGGGUUCUUUUUUUUUUUCCCCCUUUCAAUAAAGCUAUUCAAUGAAUCAGUCAUUUACUGUGUGUUUAUAAUGAACUGUAGUUAAAAAAAAACAAAAAAAAACGGAUUUUCUAAAAAAGGGAUAAAAAUGCCUGCCGGUUGCCUGUGCGCAUGAUCUGACCAAGAGUGCUGUUCCUCCUGAGCCUGCGUUCACAUGCCGUUCCUGCCUUGAUCUGACAUGGUUUCACUGUUAACGCCUAGCGAGUGGAGCUCGACAUGACUCCUGCGUUGUAUUUGCAAUUACAAAUCUUAAUGUGCCAGCUUUCACACUUUAACACCUUUUACAGGAUGUUCACUUUCUAAUCUCACACAUGAGCUGUACAGCCAAAAUUGAUAUUGCACAGUAUACAUCAUGAUACUGUUUUGUGCCAUUAAAACAAUAGAUGAUUGCUAAAAUGUCUUUGUACGAUUCAGUCUGUUACUCAUCACAGUGAGUAAUGAUGCAGUUAUUUAUAUUUAAAAAAAAAACCCUGACAACUCAUGAAUACUUAAGCGUAUCGUGUUUAAAAACCGUGACGUUUCCAACCCGACAGUCUGCGGUGCUUCUCUAAGCAGCUUUUAAGUUUUAUUUUACUGUACAACUAAAGUGAAAUUACAAUAAUAGUCCCCUACCACUUCCUCAGGAUGGAUAGUAUUGUUACAUUGGUGGAAAAAUCUUAAGCAAGUUGCAUUGUCAUGUUUGCUGCUUGUCAGUCUGUAUGUGUCUCAUUCCUGUUAAGCGUGCUCAUCACAGUGGUCUUUGGUUCAGGUUGCUUUAUUGCAUUACAUUGUUGGUAAAGUCCUUCCCACACCAUGUAGCGCGUAGGGCGGCGCCGAUCUCGGUUUCCGUAGCCCUCGGCCUCUCGCCUAUUACAUAGCUAGGGUUACAGUUUGGGGGGGGUAACCGCGAAAGUUUGACUCCCCACUUGCAUCUGUAUUGCAGCGUGCCUUGGUAUGACCUGAUCAAGAGGCGGACACGCUAACCACUAGGCCAACUCGCGGUCGAACACUGCUGUUAGCGUGACCCCAAAAAUCCAUUAUGAAGUGAUGGUGACCUGAGGUCAUGAAUUUUCUGUGGAGCUUUGUGACAUACAGCCACAAGUUUAAAGAAAAAAAAAAAGGGUUUAUAUUAGCCUGGGCCCGCCCAUCCUAAGCGUGACGCAACACGAGGGCCUGUUGCGAGCUUAGUCUGGCCAGGCAAGCUAUCUACAGCUCUUCCAAGCUCCCGAAAAAUCGGGAACCAAUCAACUUUGAGCAUCUCUAACGGCCCUGGGUAGAGGUGUGUUCAAGGCAGUGACGUAGUAGAACUGCGACCGGAAGCCAUAGAUUGUUUACAGAAUCUAUGCCGGAAGCGCUUCAUUCACUAGAAACAUUACGAACAUGGAGCAAGUUCUCAUUGAAAACGGAGCAAAGAGCAGCCCUGGAGGUAUUUAUUGAAAGGAAGGACGUUUUCGCCUUGCUCCCGACCGGCUUCGGUAAGAGUUUAAUAAUAGGAUGUCUAUGGUUUAAUCUACCCGUUAGCCCCGUCGCGUCACAUACGUCAGAGGAAAGAGUGAUGUGAUUGGUUUAAGCUUCGUCACAGCCUUUUCUGGCUUCGACCAGUAGCAAACUGAGGCAUUUCAGGGAGGCGGGUCAACCACGGGCUCUGGGAAACGGUUGGGCUUAAUAUCUUGGCCAGACCAAUAGCUCGGAGAGCUUUGCAGUCGCGUUAGCCAGACUAGGUUUAUAUACUUAAUAAAUCAGUGAAUGACUGCCAAGGUAACUCUACAAAUUCAAAUGAUCAGCUAAAUUCCUCAUACCAGUUCUACCGGUUUCCUUUUAGACCCCCCAAAAAGUUUCUCCUCCUUUUAUUGUAAACUGUAUAAACCACAUGUUUGUAAACAUGGUCUUGGUUUGUUUAUUCAAAUCUUCAUGUUUGACUGAAAAAUUUCUAACCAGUCCACAAAAGGCUGGAGUAGUGAUAGGGUGUACUCACAUGAGGUGAUUUGUACUGCACGUGAGCGUGUUUGACGCCAAAAGUCUGACUAGUGUGAUACUGUGUACUGCGCUCGGGUGCGGUUCACUUGGACCGCUCUGAAAAGGUGCGUUCGGGAAAGGUUCAGUUGGGCUCGUACAGUAAAGUGUGAUCGCUAAUCGCGUAGAAAUCAAAUGCUGUAACAUGCACUUUUCAAUUCAGUGGCGAAUAUCUGGGUUAACAAGGAGUCUGAUUUCUCGUUUUAUCGAUGAACAUGCAUUGUUGUCGCCGCAUCAUGACAUGAGCGCAAUCAGGACCGGAGCACGCGAUGCGGCGGAGCGGGGAGUGGUACAAGGCAAUCGGUUCUAGUGAGAGUACGCCCUUGGCGUGAAUGCAGGAUCAGGUCUUCUGUUGCUUUGCCACUUUUUCUUUUCUCAACUCUGACCUUAUUUUUGAGUGAUUUUGGUGAAUUAAACCACAUUUUUUUUUUUUUGCUCUUCAAGAAACCGUUUUAGGCUAAUCUAUUUCAGAAGUGUUCAAAUAAUUUAAGUUUUCCAAAUGUUUAUUUUAUAGUUACAGUAUUACUGGUUUUUUUGUUUGUUUUUUGCAUAUGUAGGUACCCUUAUGGUGUCUGUAGUACAAAAAAUGGAAAUGUGCCUUUUUAUUUUCUUUGACCAUUUUCAUGUGUUAAUAUUUGCCCAUCCGUAACAUCCAUGCUGAUAUGAUCCAUCGUGUACAGAGUGAGGAAAUAAAAUUUACUUCUCUUAA
Neoarius graeffei (lesser salmon catfish) is the source of this 5486-nucleotide messenger RNA. It is a transcript of the gene crkl, whose product is annotated as v-crk avian sarcoma virus CT10 oncogene homolog-like. Gene Ontology annotation, molecular function: protein binding. The record is from RefSeq and is a predicted model, not a curated record. The transcript is spliced from 3 exons. Lineage: Eukaryota; Metazoa; Chordata; Actinopteri; Siluriformes; Ariidae. Gene Ontology annotation, biological process: positive regulation of ERK1 and ERK2 cascade. The coding region runs from base 792 to 1709 and encodes 305 amino acids.